GACUUACUUAUAUUAUAUUGGUUGCUAGUUUCACUUUCUAGGAGACAGACGGAAUCAAUCUUAAGCUGUGUCCGGCUGAUUGCGGCAGUUAUUCCUGGCAAAAUCAUGGCUUUGUCUUCAUCAUCACAAUUUUCAGCCAUUGAUCAAGCAUGUGAAGCAGGAGAACAAUUCUACAAGGUUUUCUAUGAAAACUUUGACAAGAAGAGAACACUCCUGGGCAAGCUUUACUUGGACAGUGCCACCAUGGUAUGGAAUGGCAAUCCUGUAUCGGGGUCGGCUGAGAUCACCAAGUUCUUUGAUAAACUCCCAGUCUCGGAACACAGGGUGGAUACACUAGACUGUCAACCAAUACCAACUGAGGUUACGGAUAACCAGACGUCUGUUCUCGUCGUAACCAGCGGUAAGGUGAAAUUCGACGGAAAAGGGAACUUUCCUUUUGCUCAAAACUUUGUCCUCACGCAAACGCCAAAUAGAGUUUGGAAAGUAGCAAGCAGCUCCUUCAGAUAUGAAGAAUGAAGUUUGAAAGACAAAGACUUUGGGCAUUAACCUGUAAAGUUACACUUCAUCAGACUUGAAAAUACUUUAAUAACAUGGUCACUCAUGAUAGAGAGAUCCCCAUCAUGACCUAGCUUUCUGUUCAUCAGAUCAAGGAAUGAAGUGGGUAACAUCUGACUUUGCCAAGUACCUCUUGAAGAGAAGAAUUCAUCACUUGACGUCAAAGAUACCAUUUGGGAUGGAAUUCAUCGCUUUUUGCAGAAAGUUGAUGUUUGGUAUUGUGCUUUGGGUGUGUGAGAUCUGCACAGAUUGCUUAUAGCACCCAUACAGUAGAUGAAUGUACCUUGAAACCAGUGAUGACUGAAUUUGCUAAUGAAGUAUUUAUGAAUGAAGACAUAAUCUUCGUCAUUUUAACCUCUCUCAAGCUCUAAAGGGCCUAUCUCACUGAGCAGCGAAUGCUUGCGAACGUUGCGAAUUUGGAUUCGCCAACUUUUCUGACGAAUGUUGGGGAAAAUCAGCGACAUUAAGUGACGUUUAGCGACAAUUAGCAACAUUUUAGCGAAUGUCUCCGAAAGUGUUUGCGAAAGGCAGUUGGCGACUAUUAGCGACUGUAAACAAAUGCUAGCGACAACUUUUGCGAAGAUUAGCAAUUAUUUGCCAAUCCUUUGCCACUAUUUGUGAAAGUUUGAGACCUUUUGCUAACUACUGGUACUCAAUGGGUCGAUUUUAUAAAGGAACCAUAUGGUAACGUGGUCGCUAGCUUUGGCGAAACACAGAGAACUCACGAAAACAAAGAGCAAAACCGUUUAACAACCGUUUGCAAAGGCUUACGACUGUUUUGCAAACGCUAACGACUGUUUUGCAAACGCCUGCAACUGUUUGCGGA
Messenger RNA from Strongylocentrotus purpuratus (purple sea urchin), 1381 nucleotides. Its product is annotated as NTF2-related export protein 2. The coding region runs from base 106 to 516 and encodes 136 amino acids. NCBI's taxonomy places the organism in Eukaryota, Metazoa, Echinodermata, Echinoidea, Camarodonta, Strongylocentrotidae. The transcript is spliced from 4 exons. Gene Ontology annotation, cellular component: nuclear pore central transport channel. The record is from RefSeq and is a predicted model, not a curated record. Gene Ontology annotation, biological process: protein import into nucleus.